UUCCUGGUGGGGGCACUGCAGCUCCUGCCCCCGGCCAAGCUGGGCCCGCACUACCUCCGCAAGAUGGCCGCUUACGCCCGGGCGCGGGCUGCCGAGGGUUGCUACCCGCGCCUCACCUGGCCCAUGUGGCGCCACAUCGCCUGCGGAAAGCUGCAGCUGGCCAGGGACUUGGCUUGGCUCUACUUCGAGGUCUUCGACAGCCUGGCGGAGCGGACGGCAGAGGAGCGGCUGGAGCGGGGCCGUAGGGUUAGCACCUUAGGCCGCCUACGCCCAGCCAUUGGGUCCGAAACGUUGCACAGUCCCAUCCCAGCAGCCUUUUUCUCACGCUCCCCGGGGCAGCGAUUGUUUUGCUGUCUGUGUAUGCAGGUCACGCUACCAUUCACGUGGUUAGCUUUCUGCUUGACUGGGGUUAAUACCAGCCCUGCCCUUCAGAGCUGCAAUGCUACCUUGCCUUUUCAAGUGGAGAUCAAAUGCUGUUCAGCAGAAUUGCGUACGCUGUCGAUAGACACUCUGCAGUUCCUGCUGUUCUUGUACAUUCAGCAGCUAAACAAGAUUUCCUUGCGGACAUCUCUGAUUGGAGAAGAGUGGCCAAGUCCCAGGGCCAAAUCUCAGUCUGCCAACCUGACUGGAAAAUCCACCUGUGAAAACAAGAACUGGGACGAUUACACCCACCAAGCGUUUGUGCAGAACCACCUGUUGGAUCUGCUGGAACUGCUACUGGAUCCGGACCAGCUCACGGCCUCUUCCCAUUCCACUCACAGUAGUCUGGUGUCUCUGGAAGCUGUUCGAGCUCUCAGCUUUCUUAUUGAAGGGACUGUCAACAAAACCAGGACUGUUCAUCCUCUCCAUGAGCUUGCUCUCUGGCAGCCCUUGCAUGCGAAGAACGGCUAUUCAAAGAUCACCAGAACCUUCUCGUUUCCCAAGCUAGAGGCCUGGCUUAGGGCCUGCCUGACUGGAAGCCCGUUUGGGACAUCUGCCUGCCUCAAGUCUGGGAAGAAACUUGCAUGGGCGCAGCAAGUUGAAGGAACAACCAAGAGAGCAAAGAUUGCCUGCAAUGCUCAUAUGGUCCCGGAGGUUCACCGCAUGGUAGUGAUGAGCCAGGUCUAUAAGCAGACGCUGGCCAAGAGCUCAGAUACCCUGGUGGGUGCUCAUGUGAAGAUCCAUCGCUGCAAUGAGUCCUUCAUAUAUCUGCUGUCCCCUUUACGCUCUGUGACCAUUGAGAAGUGCAGGAAUAGCACUUUUGUCCUGGGUCCUGUGCAGACAGCCAUUCACCUCCACAGCUGUGAUAAUGUCCAAGUCAUUGGCAUCUGCCACCGCCUAUCUCUCUCUUCUACAACAGGCUGCACCUUCAACAUACUCACGCCUACGCACCCUCUGAUUCUCUUGGGUAACCAAGCAGUAACGUUUGCCCCUUACCACACCCAUUACCCAAUGCUUGAGGACCACAUGGCCCGGACAGGCCUGGCCACGGUGCCUAACUACUGGGACAGUCCAAUGCUGGUGUGCAAAGAGAACAGCGAUGCAAGUGUCUUCCGACUUUUACCGCCCACAGAGUUUUACACCUUUGUUAUUCCUUUCGAGAUGGAAGGAGACACAACAGAAACACCCGGAGGGCUGCCGCUUGCAUACCAGAAGGCACUGAGCCAACGAGAACAGAAGAUACAGGUCUGGCAGAAAACUGUGAAGGAGGCAGGGCUGACUAAGGAUCAGCGGAAGCAGUUCCAGGUGCUGGUGGAGAACAAGUUCUAUGAAUGGCUAAUUCAUACAGGCCAUCGGCAGCAGCUGGACAGCCUCGUGCCUCCUGUAGCUGGCGCCAAGCAAGCAGCAGGCUAGGAUGCCCUCCUUUAACCGAAGGAAAGGAAGGCGCUGUGAAGACAGAGGGUGACACGCUGGUUCCCAGUGAAUGCUUCGGUCUGUGCCAGUUGGACACUUCUGUGGAAUUGGCUUAUCUGGACCUUGAGCAGCAACAGGAGCUGGACUUGUUUUUCUUUUAAAGCUGUUCAGGACAUCACUGCAUCGCCUUGCACCUUCUCAGUUCGUGUCCUUUGAAUCCCAGCUGGCGUCAGGAGGAAACCACGGGAAGGACUGCCUAGGAAGGGAAGGUAGUGCAAGGCAGGCUUACACCUUGCGGUCAGCCUGGUCAGCAGGAGGCUGAGUGCCAAGUCAAACUUCUGGGCAUGUAGCCUGCAAUGGUGUAGGACCCUGGCUGGCGUGUGCACCUCUGUGUGGAGAGCUUGUUAUUCCUGGUUGUAAGUGACAACCAGGGCGUGGUGGGUUUUGUUUGGUUUUCCCACCACUGUGUCGGAUGGAGAGGGCUUUAGCACUUACAGAAUGAAGUUUCAUGGCGUUGCCUGGG
Messenger RNA from Pelodiscus sinensis (Chinese soft-shelled turtle), 2356 nucleotides. The record is from RefSeq and is a predicted model, not a curated record. Lineage: Eukaryota; Metazoa; Chordata; Testudines; Trionychidae.